CCGUCGGCCAACGGCAGGCAGGCCCCGCAAGGUAGCCAGGGGGGCGGCGCCCUCGGGCCUCGGGGCCUCGGGGCGGCCAGCCAUGACCUUCGGGCGCAGCGGGGCGGCCUCGGUGGUGUUGAACGUGGGCGGCGCCCGAUACUCUCUGUCCCGGGAGCUACUGAAGGACUUCCCGCUGCGCCGCGUGAGCCGGCUGCACGGCUGCCGCUCAGAGCGCGACGUGCUCGAGGUGUGCGACGACUACGACCGCGAGCGCAACGAGUACUUCUUCGACCGGCACUCGGAGGCCUUCGGCUUCAUCCUGCUCUACGUGCGCGGCCACGGCAAGCUGCGCUUCGCGCCGCGAAUGUGCGAACUCUCCUUCUACAAUGAGAUGAUCUACUGGGGCCUGGAGGGCGCGCACCUCGAGUACUGCUGCCAGCGCCGACUCGACGACCGCAUGUCCGACACCUACACCUUCUACACCGCCGAGGAGCCGGGCGCGCUGGGCCGCGACGACGCGCGACCCGGCGGUGCCGAGGCGCCCACCUCCCGGCGCUGGUUGGAGCGCAUGCGGCGGACCUUCGAGGAGCCCACGUCGUCGCUGGCCGCACAGAUACUGGCCAGCGUGUCGGUGGUGUUCGUGAUCGUGUCCAUGGUGGUGCUGUGCGCUAGCACACUGCCCGACUGGCGCGCCGCGGCAGCCGACAACCGCAGCCUGGAUGACCGGAGCAGGUACUCCGCCAGCCCUGGGAGGGAGCCCUCCGGGAUAAUUGAAGCUAUCUGCAUAGGUUGGUUCACUGCAGAGUGCAUCGUGAGGUUCAUCGUCUCCAAAAACAAGUGUGAGUUUGUCAAGAGACCCCUGAACAUCAUUGAUUUACUGGCAAUCACGCCGUAUUACAUCUCCGUGUUAAUGACAGUGUUUACGGGUGAGAACUCUCAACUCCAGAGGGCUGGAGUCACCUUGAGGGUUCUUAGAAUGAUGAGGAUUUUUUGGGUGAUUAAACUUGCCCGUCACUUCAUUGGUCUUCAGACACUUGGUUUGACUCUCAAACGAUGUUACCGAGAGAUGGUUAUGUUACUUGUCUUCAUUUGUGUUGCCAUGGCAAUCUUUAGUGCACUUUCUCAGCUUCUUGAACAUGGGUUGGACCUGGAAACAUCCAACAAGGACUUCGCCAGCAUCCCCGCUGCCUGCUGGUGGGUGAUUAUCUCUAUGACUACAGUUGGCUAUGGAGAUAUGUAUCCUAUCACGGUGCCUGGAAGAAUUCUUGGAGGAGUGUGUGUUGUCAGUGGGAUUGUUCUAUUGGCGUUACCUAUCACUUUUAUUUACCAUAGCUUUGUGCAGUGUUAUCAUGAGCUCAAGUUUAGAUCAGCUAGAUAUAGUAGGAGCCUCUCAGCUGAGUUCCUAAAUUAAUGCAUUGCAAAGCAGUUCUUGCGUACAGUUCAUUUGAUAGAGUUGAUGCCACUUCAUAUUCAUGCAUUUCUUACUGGGUGAGCACUGCAGUGGUACUGUCAUCACCUUGGUAGUAAAAAUUGUCCUUCCCAGCUGAAGGGAUAAAACAGUUUACUUGUUAUGGAGUAAAUAGGAUUGAGAUUGCAAAGAAAAAAUAAUGAUUCCUAGAGUAAAUUUUAGGAUCUUAUUUUAUUUAGGCUUGUCUCCUCCUUGCCUUGAACAAUUAUGCUUUUUGUGUUUGUUUUAAAGUAUAUUAUUUGAACAUUUUAAAACCAAGAGCUACUAUUUUCCAAAUGUUUUUCCAUCUUGUGAAUGUAGAAGAAGCUUGGAAGUUAGAGUGUUGUUUUUUGUUGGAGAGUAACAUUUUCAUUUCUAAAUGUUUUAUAAUCUCUCAUAUCAAUGUCAGAAGUAUCCUGGAAACAUAUGUCAGAUGCAGGAACUGUUUAACAAAUACUUUAAAAAUUUGGCCAAAUUUUAAACUGUGUAAUGGAACUAGUAGAUACAAGCAAGAGUAGUAUUUGAAAACCUUCUCCAGCACAUUUCUCAACUAUAUGAUUUAUUUUUGUUCCUCUUAUUCACCUUGUCCUAUAGCUUCAUGGAAGCUUGAAUAUGUUCUUCCUUUUCCAUUUUGGAUUUCCUUUAUCUCCGUCCUGAAAUGACUCAAAAGAGUAUUGUAUUGUUUAUCAUUUUAUUGGAGUUCAUUUUAUUUGAAUUCAUUGCUGUUACUAGGUGAUAAUUGUCCUAACAUUCAGAUGUCCAAAUAAGAUUUCCAGCAUUAAAAUGACAAUAGAAAUAGUUUGAUGUUACAACCCAUAUUUAUCUUCUUCUGCUCUUAAUAUUUGCCCCAAACACUGUGGGUUUAAUAAGACUUACCAAAUGAAAGGAUAUUUAUGCAGCUGUUUUAUACCAAAGUCAUACUUAGAUAUUGUCACUGGAUUAUCAUAAGAAAAGACAUUAAAUAUUUCCUUACUCUUGGUUGCUAUGUAGCCAAACCAUUUUAAGCCAGCUGAAAGCAAUGAAUAUGUAAUUAUUUGAUCUCAUCUUCACUAUUGUCAAUUAUAGCUGUGCCAAAACUUCUUAUAACAAUAUUGAAUAAUAUGUCACACUAAUCUGGCUAGGUUAAUAGGACUAGAUAUGUAAAACUGAUGAUUAUUUAGUGCAGAAUUUUAGCAGUCUGAAUUAAGAUUUUGCUUUGGUAACCAAUUGCCAUAAAGUCAUCAGUAUAUACACACAAAAAUUAAAGUCAUAGAUUCAUGAAUAAUUUAAUAUUAUACACUAUAACUUAGUGGGAGUAGUAGUGGGCAGGAGAGAGGAUAGAAAGAGGACCUGGAUAUAUUUAUUGAAGAAAGGGUUACCAGAAGUGUUCAUUAAAGGAGUAUUUAGCCAUCAUCUAGUUCAAACGUCAACUAGUACAGGUAGAAAACCAGGGCAAGAGACAGUUUGCUUGUGGAGGAGUUGGGGCUAAAACCUGGAUCUCUAGGAACCUGGCCCAGAAAUGUGUAUUCUUAACACACCUCUGGGUUUUGAGAGAUGCCUUGAAAAUCCACAUUCCUUGGCUGUGCCACCACUGAGCUAAUAAUAGCAAAACCACUCCUUUUUCCUAAUUUCCUCUCCUGAGUUUAAGGUAAUAUUUUGGCCAUUAAGACUCUCACCCCAUCCUCCCUACUCUUGCACGAUGGUGUGUUACUUAUUACAUACUCAAAAUAAACUAUUGUAUAUUUAUUGUAUUUUAAUAUACUUGAAAUGAAUAGCAUGGAUUUAUUUUUUUCUUACCUGCUUUAAUUAAGCCUUUGUGAUUUAUGCAAAUAGUAGGCAGGAGAUAGCACCCCUAUGUGACUAAUAAAAAUAAGACAGCCAUCAAUUUUACCGGCACUGGGUACUCUUCAUGAGAAUAUAUCUGUCUUAUCCACCUAGUUAACUAUCUUGAGGGCUGAGACCCUCACUCUCACACACCUCCAUGUCCCCACAGCAUCCGUGAUAGACUUGGGCACAAACUAUUGACUGACUUGAGCAGAGAAACUUCUGUGUGAAGAGACAAGGGGGACGAAUACACCUGUAAGUGUGCGUGUUGAGCCACAAAUGUGAAUAUACAGGCAGACUUUGAGGCUGCCCUUUAAGAAAUCUCUUGUUGGUGAUGCCAGACUUUUCAUAGGACUAGUUCUCAUUAAGGAGCAUUUUGGAUAAAUGUUAAUGGCAGUUCAGCUACCCAUGUACUAAGACUAAUGAUGAGACCUGAUAGAAUAGUAAAUUCAUAAGUGAAAAAAAAUAUAUAUAUAUCAUGAGUGUUGUAGUUUUUUAGGAACAGAGGAAUUUUCUUACAACUUUCCCUCAGUGUUACUGCCUUAAAAAAUAAUAAUUGAAUAGGACUUCUUUUAGAGAUUUUUUCAUAACUCAAUCUUCAUGGCAGAAUGCCUUCAUUAUGACCUAUAUUAUAUAUUAGUACCAGUAAGUCAUGUAUUACCUUAAAUUAGAAUAAGCAGUGAGGAAAGAGGAAGCCCAAAUGUUUGUUCUCAUUUUACCACACAUGAGCUUAUGUGACUUGAUUUUAUAUAUUACUUGUUUUGUAUCUUCUGAAAUGGGAUGUUUCAGGAUUAAAGAUCCAGAAUUAGGGAACAUAUUUGAAAGUGAACAUACUCAGCUCAAGGCCUUCUUUAUCUUUUCUCUUUUAUGACUCUGUUGUUAUUGCUGGUUGCUACAGUUGCAUUUGCUUUGCUCUUGGGUUUUGUAGUUACCUGUAAACACACAUUUCUAAGUUCUUACUUUCUUAAAACUGUAGAAAUAUAUGCUUUCGUGGUGGCUGUUAGUUAAAAUAUUAUUUCCUGUUUUUAAACUUUUGUCCAGAUGUCCUGGGUCUCAAGUGAUCUGGCAGGAGGGGAGAUAGGAUUAAGUUGGGUGUUGGUGUUGCAAGAAUUUUCUUCAUUGGCUUGACAUUUUCUAGAAGCAGCUUAUUUUUCUUCUUUGCUAUAGGAAUAAAAAACAAAACUGAAAACUCCCAGCUCUAUUUUACUAUUAAGCUUAUAUAAUUUCAGACUUAAUGCACAGAUUCAUAAAAUGUUUCCAGAGCCCACUGACCCUGCAUAAAUGUUCAUUCGCUUGUGGUGUGCAAUAUACAUUCCAGUCAGAUAUGGUGUAAAUAUUCCAUAGGGUCAUAAUAAAUUACAGCUAAGGAGCCCUGGAGACCUUCUGGUCUAACUGUCUCUUCCAAUGAUGUCCUUCUUCCCAUCCACAUGUUAUCAGUCAGGUGGCUGUGCUCCCAAUGGGUUAUGAUUUAGCUGUCAUCACCAUAGGGAGACCAGCUAGUCCUCAUUUGCCUGGGACUUUCUUGGUUUUAGCACUAAGUGCACCCCCAUCCUGAGAAAUCCCACAGUGUCAGGUGAACAGGGACAGUCGUUCACCCUAAUCAGGUCAGGCCCCAGAAACCUGAAAACUUUUGAUUCAGUACUCCUUGGAUGUACCUUUUUUUUUUUUUUUUUUAGUUUU
Molecule: messenger RNA, 4912 nt
Organism: Sus scrofa (pig)
Lineage: Eukaryota; Metazoa; Chordata; Mammalia; Artiodactyla; Suidae
Gene: KCNG3
Product: potassium voltage-gated channel modifier subfamily G member 3
Biological process (GO): protein homooligomerization; potassium ion transmembrane transport; action potential
Cellular component (GO): voltage-gated potassium channel complex; membrane
Molecular function (GO): protein binding; delayed rectifier potassium channel activity
Source: RefSeq, a predicted model, not a curated record